Molecule: messenger RNA, 3028 nt
Organism: Panthera uncia (snow leopard)
Lineage: Eukaryota; Metazoa; Chordata; Mammalia; Carnivora; Felidae
Gene: RFTN2
Product: raftlin family member 2
Exons: 11
Coding region: 265-1764 (499 amino acids)
Source: RefSeq, a predicted model, not a curated record
AUCCAGUUUGAGAUUCUUGGAGCAUUGAUCAUUUCCUCCCUUCACCAUCACCUUCAACAAAUUCAACAGAACAGAUCUGAAUAAGGGGAGGAAAUUGAAACUUGAAGAGAUCAAGUAACUUGCCAAGAUCACGUCUGUAGUAGGCAUUAGAAGCAGGAUUUGAAGCCAAGCAGUCUGAUUCCAGGGCUCACAGCUUUGCUUAAACAACAGAAUUUGCUGCUCUCCCUCCCCUAUCCUGCAAUUUAAUUCCUUACAGAUUUUGCCAUGGGGUGCGGACUUAGAAAGCUAGAAGACCCUGAUGAUAGCAGCCCUGGAAAAAUAUUUUCUACCCUGAAGAGACCGCAAGUGGAAACAAAGACAGAAUUUGCUUACGAAUAUGUAUUGCUGGAUUUCACUUUACAAGCCUCGCCAAACCCAGAAGUCAUCAAGAUAAAUUCAAUUCCGGAUAUAGUAACAAAAGUUGAAGACUACUAUCUUAAAGGAUAUAUUGUUGGGGCUAUUCAUCCUGUUAUACAACCUGUGGGGCAGCGAAAACACCUACCUGCAAGUUACCUGUACAGGGUAGUGCUAUUGCGCUUGAAGUUAAGCCUGAAGCAUUCGGCAGCAUCCAGUGGACAAAGACGCCCAAGGCUCGUGAUUGAGGAAUGUCCUCUAACUUAUGAGACACAAACAAAUGACAUAGCAAAAGAACUGAUAGAAAAGAUUAAUAUAGCUGCUAAGAGAGGAAUGAAAUUUGUUGGAUUCAUAUCACAACCUUAUUCACCACUUAAAUUCUGCAACGGAACCAACCAUGAUGAAGAUGUAGAGUCAGCGCUGCCUCUGAGACACACUUCAGAUGAAAACUGUAAAAGUUGGAAUGAAGGAACAUUAAGUGGGCAAUCAUCUGAGAGUGGAAUUGAGGAAGAACUUCAUCAUGAAAGUGAACAGUGUCAGAUGGACCGAGAUGGCAGCCCCAGUUAUUCUAAAUCAAGAAAGGGAGAAGAAAACAAGUUGUAUACAAUAUUCAAUGUUUUCGAUGAUGAAUCAACCUGCUGGACCUAUCAGGAAGGCAUCCUGUCAAUGAAAGUAACAAGAAAAGGAUCUGUCAUUAGUACACUUGAUGCCGAUUGGCUGGAGUUAACUACAUUUUAUUAUAAACAAGGCUUGUCUUUAAUUGAUUCUUUUGUAUGCUGGGAAACAUCUAAAGGGGACCAUUUGCCUAAAUCUUUGGAAGGAUUCUUUAUCUAUGAAGAAGAAGGUUCUGGAGUUCCAGGUUCCAGUAGGAAAGGAAAUGAUGCCAUCGUAGUAGAACAAUGGACUGUUAUUGAGGGCUGUGAAAUCAAAACGGACUAUGGCCCUCUGCUACACACUCUGGCUGAGUUUGGAUGGCUCCUGACAAGCGUGUUGCCUACACCUAUACUGCGACAUGACAGUGAAGGGAAUUUGGCUACAAAGCAGGUUGUGUUCCUUCAGAGACCAGUUAUGUGGAAUUCAGCUGCUCAAACACCAGAAAGGAAAGCCAGCCGGCAUACAAAAGGUGAAGACAGGAACAAAGUCACCAGCAGGAGCAUCGGUUUGGACACAGCCACAUCACAACCAAUGGACAGCAGAAACCCACCUGCAGAGUGCCUCCUCUCUCCUUCUGGAGAGUGUUGGACAAGAGAGAGGAGGCCGACACAGUACAGCAGCUUCUCCGGCUUCAGCAGCAAUGACAGUGUCCUACGGGAAUUAGACGACGGUCAGUUUGACCAGGAAGAUGGAGUAACUCAGGUCACUUGUAUGUGAGCAAUGAAGUAAAGCAAUGGAAGGCCCUGUAAAUAACUAUUAAAAUAAUUGCCAACUGACUUUAUUGUAUUACUUUAUCUGCAUUUAUGUAAUACUUUGAAUUUUUCCAGAUUCUGGCUUUCCUCUAAUCUGCAUAAACUUUGGCUCAACCUCCCAGACAAGGAAGAAUAACCAACGUAUUUGUAAAUUUAGAAUCAUGUUUACACUUCUCUCAACUAAAACAUCUGUUUAAACAGAUGUCUCAUUAGGUUAUUAACCAAUAAUCUACUUCAGUUUCUCAUGAAUGUACAAGAUGUACUUUUCAUUCAUUUCCUGGUAAGAAGACUAAAUAUAUUAGCCAGUAUUUCACCUAAUUAGAAAGUUCUCAGGAAGUCAAAAUCUUACUUAAGCUGACAAGCAAUCUCUCUCUCUUUCAAUCCCCCUCUCUUUCACAUACAUGUAAAGGGCUAAUUAAUGAAAUACCUAUUUCCUGAAUAUAACAAUAAUCCAAAUUUUGUCUUUAACUGUAACAUGUAUAUACAAAGCAAGCCCCUGUUUGUGAAAAUAUUCUUCCAAAAAAAAUCCUUUUUGUUUGUCUUUUUUUUGGGAGAGAGAGAGCAAGAGCAUAUAAAUAGGGCAGAGGGACAGAGGGGCAGAGGGAGAGAGAAAAAGUUUAAACAGGCUCCACACUUAGCAUGGAGCCCUACAUGGGGCUCGAUCCCAAGACUCUGGGAUUGUGACCUGAGCCGAAAUCAAGAGUUGGACAUUCAACCAACUGAGCUACCCAGGUGCCCCUGUAUGUCUUUGCUUUUAAAAAAAGGGUCACCAUGUUACCAACUCCAUACUGAUUCACUGAGCUUAAACUUUAUUGCUUCCAAUAGCUUAGAAAUAGAGCAAAGCAGCAUCCCUUAAAAUUCAAUAUGAAAAGAACCCACAAUCUCAACAUUUAGAAACGUUGGUAGAAAGAAAGAAUUUCUUUAUUUUAAAUUGCAGAUAAUAUGAAGAGCAGAAAGGUACUUACAGCUUCAUAUGUAUGGAGACCCAUCUGUUCCAUCUCUGCUUUUCUUGCUCUCCUAAUAGGGAUGGCUUUGCCUUUCCCAGCCUUUAACAGUUAAAGAUGAAAAAUUCUACAUAAUAGAGGAUCUUCAUUUAUCUGUGGAAAUGUGGGAAUCUUCGAGGGAAUUACAACUGACUUUGCCAUUGAUGAAUUUAGCAUAUUAUAUAUUUUUAUUAGCAUUGGUGUUGACAUUAUAAGAUCAUUUGAAUAAUAAAAUGUCAUUUGUUA